AUGGAGGAAGAAUCUACUUUUUCGCGCAAUAAGCCACCGCUACCGGACUGGUGGAAGGCCCCAGAUCCCGAAAAGUUCCCCCCUAAAAAGGCCUUUCUAUUUCGCGCACUCUGCGUGAUCUCGCUAGCAAGAUCCUCUGUUGACCAGUACUGGCAGUCUAUCACGGACGAUGACAAAUGGGAGAAACACCAGAGGAAGAUCGUCAAUAGACUGUGUAACAUUAACAUAGUGGCUGGCUUGGUAGUGCUCUCGGCGGUCAAGAUAUGA
Molecule: messenger RNA, 267 nt
Organism: Suillus subalutaceus
Lineage: Eukaryota; Fungi; Basidiomycota; Agaricomycetes; Boletales; Suillaceae
Exons: 3
Coding region: 1-267 (88 amino acids)
Source: RefSeq, a predicted model, not a curated record